Molecule: messenger RNA, 2088 nt
Organism: Lachancea lanzarotensis
Lineage: Eukaryota; Fungi; Ascomycota; Saccharomycetes; Saccharomycetales; Saccharomycetaceae
Gene: PUS7
Product: LALA0S01e03686g1_1
Exons: 1
Coding region: 1-2088 (695 amino acids)
Biological process (GO): pseudouridine synthesis
Cellular component (GO): nucleus
Molecular function (GO): RNA binding; pseudouridine synthase activity
Source: RefSeq, a predicted model, not a curated record
AUGUCGGAAUUGGAGGACAGGAAGCGUGAUAGAGACUUUUCCGGUGAAAACAGCGUUCCAGUUGACUCCCCAGAGUCUUCGAGAGAUGAGCACCAGGAUAAGAAGUCAAAGCUCGAGCCCAAAGAGCAGAGCAAUGCUCCAAGUUCUGAUGGGAUCACGGAGAGCGACGUAGGAAUUACAUGGUUCUUGACUCCAGAACUUCCAGGGUUUUCAGGCCAGAUCAAACAGAGAUACACGGACUUCUUGGUUAAUGAGAUCGACAAGCAAGGCUCUGUCGUGCAUCUGACAGACAAGGGAUUCAAGAUGCCCAAACCACCCAAGAAAACAAAGUCUGAGGAAGCCGAGGAGGAAAAAGCCGAAUUAGAGAAGCGCAAAUCAUUUCAAGUAGACGCCGAGUUGAGAGCCAAGCUUGUUGAAGUCCUUGGUGAAUCAGAUGUGGCUAAGAUUGAAGAAGUCUACAGAAAUGUGACCAAGAUGGAAACUACUAAAAGGUUCGAGGACAAGGCGGAACGUACGCAACUCCACCAGCUUCUCCGUGCUGCUUUCAACAAUCAGCUCGAAUCUGUCACAUCGCCAGAAAACACUUUCCAUAUCGCACUUGCGACUCGGAAAUCGCGUGUUAGCCGCAAGGAUCUGAUUGACCGCAACAGGGAUGCCAAUGGGGUGGAAAAUUGGGGAUAUGGUCCAACGAAGGAUUUUGUUCACUUCACUACCUAUAAAGAGAACAAAGACACUAUGGAUGUUGCAAAUAUCCUUGCAAGAUACUUGAGAGUUCCCACCAGAUUGAUCAGAUACGCUGGAACAAAAGAUCGCAGAGCUAUAACGUGCCAGCGUAUGUCCGUUUCGAAGAUUGGUGUCGAGAGAUUGAACGCCUUGAACAGAGUAUUGAAAGGCGUAACGUUAGGCGGCUUCAAUUUUGAAGAUCAGUCUCUCAGCCUCGGCGACUUGCAAGGAAACGAAUUUACCAUUGCGAUAAGGGACGUGGAAAUUGCACCAGACGCUGGCUUACCUUUAGAGAAAAUCUUGGAGGAAAGCUGUUCCUCUAUCAGAAACAACGGCUUCAUCAACUAUUACGGGAUGCAGCGCUUUGGAACCUUCAGUGUUUCCACUCACGAAAUCGGCAAGUGGAUCUUGCUAGGGGAUUGGAAGACAGUGGCUGACUUAAUUCUAGCUGAGCAGGAAAACGUUUUGCCUGUCUCAAAAGAGGCAAGAAAAAUCUGGUCCGAUACUCAGGAUGCGGAAGCUGCUCUCCAGAAGAUGCCACGCCAAUGCGUUGCAGAAAAUGCUAUUUUGAACAAUUUCGCUGAACAACAAAGAAAUGGCUCAACUAAUCUCGAUUAUUUCCAGGCCAUCAAUAAGAUUCCCAGGAACUUGAGAACUAUGUAUGCGCAUGCUUAUCAGAGCUACAUCUGGAAUGCUGUGGCAAGCAAGCGUAUAGAGCUGUUUGGAUUGAAAAUUGUUGCUGGAGAUUUGGUACUAGACUCAAGUGCUACUGGAACGUCAGAAGAUGCUAAGGAGGGCGCAAACGCGGAUACCAAUGAGGAAGAUGAGGAUUUUGCGGAAGAUUUGCGGGAAGCUCAAUUUGUGAGAGCGAGACCAGUCACUCAGGAUGAAGUGGAUGCCGGCAAAUACAACAUCGAAGAUGUGGUGUUACCAACUCCAGGUUUUGACGUUGUCUACCCUGGCAACGAAACGUUGCGCGAGCUGUACGUGAAUGUGAUGUCAAAGGACAAGCUAGAUCCUUUUGAUAUGAGACGCAAGGCUCGUGAUUUUUCUCUUGCUGGGUCUUACAGGAAUGUGAUUCAUAAACCUACCAACCUUGAAUACAAAAUACUGCAUUAUUCGUCGCCUACUCAGCAACUUGUGAACACGGAUCUGGAGAUAUUGAAUAAUCAGAAGGGAAAGGAAAACCACCAAAGGUACAUGAAAGACAAGCUGAACCGGUUCCCCGAGGAUAAGGGCGGCGACAGCAUCGCCGUGAUAUUAACUUUCAAGCUAGGAGUUUCUGCAUACGCUACAAUGCUUCUGCGUGAACUCAUGAAGGUAGAAUCUUCUCGUCGUGGUGAUAUGUGUGCUGUGAGAUCGUGA